GAGCCGCCCUCCGGGAAAGGGCCCGAGAAAGAAUCGGCGGCACAAAAUGGCGGCGGCGGCGGCCGGGGCUUCGGUGUUGGCGGCUCCCGCCUUGGCGGCCGGCUCUUCCGGCUCCGGGGGAGCCGCCCCAGGGUCUCAGGGGGUGCUGAUCGGUGACAGGCUGUAUUCAGGCGUGCUCAUCACCUUGGAGAACUGCUUGCUGCCCGACGACAAGCUGCGCUUCACGCCGUCCAUGUCGAGCGGUCUCGACGUCGACACAGAGACUGGCCUCCGCGUGGUGGGCUGCGAGCUCAUCCAGGCAGCCGGCAUCCUGCUCCGCCUGCCGCAGGUGGCCAUGGCUACAGGGCAGGUGUUGUUCCAGCGGUUCUUUUACACCAAGUCCUUCGUGAAACAUUCCAUGGAGCAUGUGUCCAUGGCUUGUGUUCACCUGGCUUCCAAAAUAGAAGAAGCUCCAAGACGAAUCAGGGAUGUCAUCAAUGUAUUCCACCGACUUCGGCAUCUAAGAGAGAAAAAGAAACCUGUGCCUCUAGUGCUGGAUCAAGAGUAUGUUAAUUUAAAGAACCAGAUUAUAAAGGCAGAGAGACGAGUUCUCAAGGAGCUGGGCUUUUGUGUUCAUGUAAAGCACCCUCAUAAGAUAAUCGUUAUGUACCUUCAGGUGUUAGAGUGUGAGCGUAAUCAACACCUGGUCCAGACUGCAUGGGUAGCCUCAGAGGGUAAGUGACUAAGACUUCUCCUCUGCUGUCCAAGCGCUUUGGUGCAGGGACAGCGGCCGUCUUCAGCCAAUCCAGUGCAGGCUCUCCACCGAAGGCUGGCUCUAGACUGGUGGUAUGCGUACCUGAUAGUAUAGUCAUGGCCGACUGCUGCUUGUGGUUCUCUGACGAUUGUGCUUCUUGUUAAUCCUGUCCUGCUUGGUAAUUGUAUCAAUUAGAGUUGAUAACUGUCUUGACUUAAAUUUUGUUCUUUUAAAACUGCUGUACCUGUGCAAUAAAGAUGCAAUACCUUUCUUGUUAAAAAAAAAAUGUAUAGAAAGUUGUCAGAACUGAAGUGACAAAUUGGCACGGUAGAAAUUCAGGCUGUUACUGGAUCUUGUCAUUAUUUCUCCCAAGUCCUACAGUUGCUCUUUUCAGCAGCUUAAGUGGGACUCAUGCCAGUAAAGGUGUGCAUCUUUAAGUUAAACUAUUGUAUUUUGUUUCAAAUGUAGCAUUAAGUUUAUAUACAUCUUUAAAGGAUUUCACUUGUUUUUAGAACUUAAAAUUAAUGGGUUAAUAUAUUUGAAUACUAAAAAUCCCUUAUUAGUAAUUAAGUUAUUGGUGGUUAUAUCUGUGAAUGUUUAUGAUGUUUAGCCACAGAAUGGCUCCUGAGAGAUGGAUAGUGCAGCUACUAUUCUGGCUUCCCUUCUGAUGUGUAGAGUUAAUGCUUCCAGUGCCAACUGCCUCUUAUAGUCAUCUAUAGAAUUUGCUGUUUAGAACAUUAGAGUGUGUUUCAAUGUUGCCUUUAAAGUUUUAGGGCAAAGAUACUGGGUGGGGGCAAUUAAAUCUCAUGAAGUUCACACUGAUAGGGUGUGCUGUACCAUUAUUGGAUAUGUUGGGCAGUAUAUAAUAUAACCUCUUCAUAUGUUUUCUCAAGAAUUGUUUUUGCAAUGUUGAUAAAGCUAGUAUACCAAUUGGUUUUAGUCUAUAAAUUUUAAAGAAAUAUAUAAAGAAAAUGUUAAAGAUGUAGCAAAUUUUAAAGACGUUUAACUUUUCUAAAAAUGUCAAGUUUUGUACUUAACGUAUAUCUUCUAAAGUAUUAUAGCAUUUUAAAGUGUACUUAGUUUGUUGCCACUUUUAGUGUUUCGUUACUUUUGUCUGAUUUUUAUGAAUGUUCAUUUUAAGACUCCUUGUUGAAAUGGGACAGUUUGGAAACGUUCUUUGAUAAACUCGAGAAGAGGAUUCCCUUGGGUGUUGACCUCCUCUGCAUGAUGUGUCCAUGCAUCUGAACUGCACCCAAGGGCCUUUCCCUUUUCCAAGUGGACUUCCUCACUGGAGCUGCGGCUCAGUCAUCUGGAGAAAGACCGAAAGACCGGGCCCAAUUGCUGCCUGAAGAAAAGGACACAGGACAGCUUGUCUUACAGUCUCGAGUCUUCAUGCUCAGCCUGCUCAUUUGAGUUUGCAUGUUUCUCUGCACUAUGGAUUUUGAACAUUUAGAUUUCUUUAAUCAACUACAUUUUAACUACUAAGUAGCAUUUUCUUUCUAAGCAUUGUGCUUUGCAUGAUAGCAGGCCAGAUAUAGAAGGAAAAGUAAAGUUAAAGUCGGUUCUCGUUCAUAGCAA
Molecule: messenger RNA, 2311 nt
Organism: Mesocricetus auratus (golden hamster)
Lineage: Eukaryota; Metazoa; Chordata; Mammalia; Rodentia; Cricetidae
Gene: Ccnl2
Product: cyclin L2
Exons: 6
Coding region: 47-721 (224 amino acids)
Biological process (GO): regulation of transcription by RNA polymerase II
Cellular component (GO): nucleus
Molecular function (GO): cyclin-dependent protein serine/threonine kinase regulator activity
Source: RefSeq, a predicted model, not a curated record